Notothenia coriiceps (black rockcod) is the source of this 2100-nucleotide messenger RNA. RefSeq names its product bifunctional 3'-phosphoadenosine 5'-phosphosulfate synthase 1-like. The transcript has 7 exons. The record is from RefSeq and is a predicted model, not a curated record. NCBI's taxonomy places the organism in Eukaryota, Metazoa, Chordata, Actinopteri, Perciformes, Nototheniidae. Gene Ontology annotation, biological process: 3'-phosphoadenosine 5'-phosphosulfate biosynthetic process; sulfate assimilation. Gene Ontology annotation, molecular function: adenylylsulfate kinase activity; sulfate adenylyltransferase (ATP) activity. Bases 1 to 1119 code for a protein of 372 amino acids.
AUGGCACUGGAGGGGGGGACAGGGUGGCGGGUGGUGGGGGAGGACUGGAAGCACAGUGGAGUGCCCUCGCCUGUUCCCGGCUUCUCCUCUGCUGGUGAGGCCGGUGUGUCUCACAGAUUACAGAGCUCCGGUCGCUCAGGUGGUGUCAUCAACUUGUCGGUGCCCGUGGUGCUGCCGUUGUCCACUGCAGAUAAAGAGCGUUUAGACGGAGUGACUGCCAUGGCGUUGGUCUACCAGGGCAAGCGAGUGGCCAUCCUCCGCAACCCCGAGUUUUAUGAACACCGCAAAGAAGAACGGUGCGCUCGCCAGUGGGGCACCACGUGCAAGGACCACCCCUACAUCAAGAUGGUGAUGGAAAGUGGGGACUGGCUGGUCGGGGGAGACCUGCAGGUUCUGGAUAAGAUCUACUGGCACGACGACCUCGAUCAGUACCGGCUGACGCCCACUGAGCUGAAACAGAAGUUUAAAGAAAUGAACGCAGAUGCUGUAUUCGCCUUCCAGCUCCGCAACCCAGUCCACAACGGUCAUGCUCUUCUGAUGCAGGACACCCACAAGCGCCUGCUCGAGCGAGGCUACCGCCGGCCCGUUCUGCUUCUGCACCCGCUGGGAGGUUGGACCAAGGACGACGACGUGCCGCUGCCCUGGAGGAUGAAGCAGCACGCCGCGGUGCUGGAGGAGGGCGUCCUGAACCCAGACUCUACCAUCGUGGCCAUCUUCCCUUCACCCAUGAUGUAUGCCGGGCCAACUGAGGUUCAGUGGCAUUGCAGAUCUCGGAUGGUGGCCGGAGCCAACUUCUACAUUGUGGGCCGCGACCCCGCCGGCAUGCCGCACCCCGACACGGGGAAGGAUCUGUACGAGCCCACUCAUGGCGCCAAGGUGCUCACCAUGGCUCCGGGCCUCAUCACCCUGGAGAUCGUUCCCUUUAAAGUCGCCGCUUACAACAAGGUCAAAAGAGCAAUGGACUUUUACGACCCCAAAAACAAGCAAGAUUACGAUUUCAUCUCAGGCACACGAAUGCGUAAGAUGGCCCGCGAGGGAGAGAAUCCUCCCGACGGCUUCAUGGCCCCGAAGGCCUGGGCUGUGCUGAAGGAUUACUAUAAAUCACUGGAGAAGGAUUAAAGGUGAAACAAACAUAAACACACAGUGAUGUUUAAUGUGGGGACCACUGAUCUUCUGUCACAAACCACGCUCUGGCUUCUGUCACUUUCACAUCAACUGUCUAUCAUGUUACUUCGCUCAGUUGUUUUUAGUCUUACGACAUUAGUGUUUUAACUGUAUGUACUUUUUUUAAUCAACUAAACUCCCUCUGAUGGUGAAAUAUAUAAUAGGAGAGGUCAGUAUUCAGCUGAAUUAGUAAUAAAAAAAAAAACCUAAACAUUUCUUUACAAUAGAUGUUUGUGUUUCUCACUAACUUUGUAUAUUCUGAUGACUGGUUAGAAAAGUGUUCUGUAAAAAUUCAAAGAUCAAGAACUGUAUGGGAAGUACUGUUGACCAGUAUUUGAAUAGAAAGGGGAUGAAUGUUGAGUAUUAAUGAUGUCCAAAUUAAAAAGAAAAGUUGCUUUGUACUGUAUGUUUGCAUGUGGCAGUGUAUCUAAUGUAAAAGUCGAGUGCCUUGGUCUUCUGAAAGUGACUUCACAUGAUGUCUUGUUUGAAUUAGGACACACACACACACACACACACACCUGCUUCUUGUCACACUUGACUUUAUGCCACACUGAAAUGGUCCAUUAGUUAAAUUAAUGGUCUGCAAAACAGAUCAGUAUUAAAUAUGUUUUAUAAGGAUAUGCAACCCUAACCUUCCCACAUUUUUUAACCUUUAUAUUUGUCAGUUAGUCUAUUUAUUCUGUUCUAACAGUACAUUUUUCUUUUUAACCCUUGUGCAUGUAGUUGUGGUGCUUUUAAAUCUCUCAACAGUCCUGCUAUUUUCUUACAUUUUCAUCAUGAUCAUGAUUGUGUUUUUUUCACUCAUGGGUUGCUAAUAUUUUCCAUAUGGUGAUUCUCUUUUAAGAGUUUCACUGUAUAAUCAGAUGGUUGAUGGUUGCCACCAAGGGAUCAGAUUUGUAAUCUUCCUUGUCCAAUAAACCAUUUUUAGCAAAAGAA